This is a messenger RNA of Miscanthus lutarioriparius, 564 nucleotides long. The record is from the annotation of a GenBank genome assembly. Lineage: Eukaryota; Viridiplantae; Streptophyta; Magnoliopsida; Poales; Poaceae.
AUGGACCCGGCCUCCGAGGAGCUCGAGCGCCGCAGCCGCUACCUGAGCGCGCUCGUGCGCCGCACCAAGCUCGCCGACCCGCCGCAGCCCGAGCCGGAGGUGGUGGAGGCCAAGGCGGAUGUGGAGCCGGAGCUGAAGGCGCCGCCGCGCCCGCACGUCGGCGGCGAGGGUAAGGGAGGGAAGGAGGAGGCGGCCAAGGCGGAGGAGAAGGAGAGGACGGCGGUGGCGGUGAAGGCCGUCAGGGGGGAAGUGAAGACGGCGGAGGGGAGGAAGGUGGCCGUGUGCGUGCGUGCGGCGGACAUGCCGCUGCCGCUGCAGCGGCGCGCGGUCCGGAUCGCCGUCGAGGCCGUCGCCGCAAUGCCGCGGCUCGAGAGCAAGCGCCUCGCGCUCGCGCUCAAGAAGGAUUUCGAUACAACAUAUGGGCCUGCAUGGCACUGCAUUGUCGGCACAAGCUUUGGUUCCUAUGUCACUCACUCAUUGGGAGGUUUCUUGUACUUCUCCGUUGACAAGGUCUACAUUCUUCUCUUCAGAACUGCCGUCCAGCCACUUGCUCAGCCGCAAUGA